Messenger RNA from Adineta ricciae, 903 nucleotides. NCBI's taxonomy places the organism in Eukaryota, Metazoa, Rotifera, Eurotatoria, Adinetida, Adinetidae. The record is from the annotation of a GenBank genome assembly.
AUGCAAAACAAAACGCAAAAAUAUAGACGGAAAUUUAAAAAUCCAAUUGACAUACAAAAUGUCACGCGACGUUUCUCAAUUUGUUCGAAGCGUAGUUCCGGCAAAUGCCGACAGAAUGUGACCGAAUCUAUUCUUAUUCUCAACCUAUGGUUACCUUAUAUUCAACUAUUUGAUCUGUUUGAUUUAUUAUUAAAAAGUUUAUUACUCUCGUUCUUUAUACUUAUUUUUCAAGUCUCAUCAAAUGAUCAUCAAAGUCAUUCUUCGUUGGAAAGAUUUCGAUCAUGGCCUGAUACGUCUCGCCAUCAUAGAAAUGAUCUAUUGCGCAAAUGGACUGAACAUAAACGAACGAAUAGUUAUAGUGAAAAUCGUCGUUCGUCAUUACCCUUCGAUCUUUUGACUUCUACUCAACAAUUUAAAGGAUGCAUUGAUCCAUCAGAACCAUUCCAGUGUCCUCAAAGUGAACAUUGUAUUGCUCUUCAAUUCAUUUGUGAUGGUCACCCGGGUGAUUGUCCUAAUAAUCUUGAUGAGAACGAAGAAACAUGUAUUGCAGCUAAACGACCAGCAAAAGAAAAUAUCGAGAAAUUUCUUCAUGCUGAAUAUACUCUACAUGGAUCGAAACUAUUCACAUUUUUAUUCGGCGAAAAACUUGCAAAAAGUAUCGACGAGAAUAACGCUUUCUGGUUCGACACAUUAGCAUCAGCAUUUUCCGUGGCAAAGACGAUCCGUCGCUUUGCUGAAAAGACGCGCAUGUCAUCCAGUGACCUUGCGCACUUUCAAAGCGUUCUCCAAUUAAUUCAUGAUGGUCGAUUGGAAGAAGUUCCACUGUACGUACAAGAAGCUGUCAAUCAAGGUCUAGCGUCAUUGGUGGAAAAACUUUACGACUCUGGAUUCAUGGAUCAAUAA